Nicrophorus vespilloides is the source of this 2598-nucleotide messenger RNA. Its product is annotated as histone acetyltransferase KAT2B-like. The record is from RefSeq and is a predicted model, not a curated record. Gene Ontology annotation, biological process: positive regulation of transcription by RNA polymerase II; chromatin remodeling. NCBI's taxonomy places the organism in Eukaryota, Metazoa, Arthropoda, Insecta, Coleoptera, Silphidae. Gene Ontology annotation, molecular function: histone H3 acetyltransferase activity; protein binding. Bases 144 to 2501 code for a protein of 785 amino acids. The transcript is spliced from 9 exons. Gene Ontology annotation, cellular component: nucleus; histone acetyltransferase complex.
UUGCUUGUUUUUUUUUUCAUAACCAAAAUGUCAACAAGUUUUGUAGCAUUUUGGUAGAAUUUCUUUCGAUGUAGCUACACAUAUUUUGACGAAAAGAAGAGGACCGUUUAUUUUCAUUUUGUUUUUAAUUAUUUAUUUUCACCAUGUCCGACCAGGCGAGUGGCCCUGCGGAGGUGGUGCAGCAGAGUGCACAACCACAGACCAGCAACAACAAUAACAUUGGUAACAAACCGGAGCAAGCCUCAUACCAGACCAAUCUUGAAAUCAUACAGCAGAGGAAGAGAGCAGUGCUUGCUUUGCCCUACAACAAGAAAUUGAUCAAAUUGGCUAUAUACUCUAAAUGUCAGGCUGAAAACUGCAAUUGUACAGGAUGGAAGAAAACUGAGAAUAUUACCAUAAGUUCUUUUAAUGACCCUUGCAGAUGUGAACAUUCUUUAGAAUGUCAUGUAUCACAUCUUCGCAAUCAAAGUGAGCAUGAACUGAAUCGACUGCUGAAGAUGGUGGUUGAUGUGGAAAAUAUGUAUACUGCAAUGAAGAAUAAAGUGAAUCCAGACACAAAGAAAGUUUAUAAUUAUUUAUUUAGCUUGUUACGCAAAUGUAUAUUAACUUUGGACACACCUGUGAUUGACACCUUGUUCAGCCAACCACCAUUUGAGAAGCCUUCAAUUUAUAAAGCUGUUACUAAUUUGGUGGUGUUUAAGUUCGCGCAUUUGACCCAGCAGGAAUGGAACACGAUGUACGAACUGGCUAAGAUUUUUCUGCAUUGCCUGAACACAUGGGAUUUCCCAUUACCGAGUAGCCAAAGACACGUUCUGAGCAGGGAUGAAGCAUCCUUGUACGAGGAGUCUUACACUCGUUGGUUCGUCUUCUGUCACGUCCCAGCGUUUUGCGAUUCGUUGAGACACUAUGAUACUACCAUGGUGUUCGGUAAAACGCUGUUGAAGGCUGUCUUCAAACAUAUUCGUAAACAAAUUAUGGACCAGUUUUACCAAGAGAGAGAUCGGAUGCCUCUGGAACGUAGAGUGAUGAUUUUAACGCAUUUUCCUGCUUUUCUUAACGCCCUUGACACGGAGAUUUAUGCUCCGAAUUCGCCGAUUUGGGAUCCGGAUUUUAAACCGCCUCCAUCCAUUCACCUGCAGAAUUUGAUCGAAUUGAACAAAUUGAAAAAGGCUGCGGCGGCGGCUGCUGCAAUGAAGAGGUCCAUGAGCGAAGCUCAGAAGCUUUCCUCGAGCGGGAACAAGGAUAGCUUUACGGAUAAAUCCUCUAAAGUGCCAGAAACACCUGUACGUGAGAAACGCCGGAGGUUAGCACAGGAGGACCAAUUCGAGGAUCUGACUCCUGAAAAUCUUGCUGAGAUUAUAGCCACCAUCGACGAUCCGAAAUAUAUGACAGGGCCUGAUAUGGUUUUCGCAGAAGAAGCGUUAGCAAGAGACGAAGCGGCAAAAUUGGAAGAAAAGAAAAAGAUCAUAGAGUUCCACGUCGUAGGUAACAGUUUAACAGAACCUGUUACGAAGCAAACUAUGCUUUGGUUAAUAGGCUUGCAGAACGUCAUCUCGCACCAAUUGCCCAAGAUGCCUAAAGAAUACAUCACGCAGUUCCUGUUUGAUCCGAAACAUCGAACUUUGGCGUUGAUUAAAGACAACCAACCGAUCGGUGCAAUUUGCUUCCGGACGUUUCCCACGCAAGGAUUCACUGAAAUCGUCUUCUGCGCGGUCGCCACUGAUGAACAGGUCAAGGGGUACGGCACUCAUUUGAUGAAUCAUCUGAAGGACUUCCACAUCGGAAAAAACAUCUAUCACUUUUUGACAUUCGCUGAUGAGUUUGCUAUUGGGUAUUUCGAGAAGCAGGGCUUCUCGAAAGAAAUUAAAUUGUCGCGAGGCAUCUAUCAGGGAUACAUUAAGGAUUACCAAGGUGCUACCCUGAUGCACUGCGAAUUGAAUCCGAAAAUUAUUUACACCCAAUUCACGUCGAUCGUCAUGAAGCAAAAGAAAAUCAUCAAGCAUUUGAUCUAUCAACAACAGAGGAAAGUUUCGAAAGUUCAUCAAGGAUUGACAUUUUUCAAAGAAGGUGUAAGGAAUAUACCAAUAGAAUCAAUUCCUGGAAUCCAGGAAACAGGAUGGCGUCCUGCUGCUAGAGCUACUAGAGGCGGGCAACAACUGGAGGAAUCUCAAGAUGUAGAUACGUUGGCUGUGAUGUUAAAGGGGGUUUUGCAAGCCGUGAAGAACCACGAAGCCGCUUGGCCUUUCAAAUCACCCGUCGAUAAGAAUGUAGUGCCUGACUAUUACGACCACAUAAAAUAUCCCAUGGACUUGAAAACGAUGACCGAAAGAUUGAAAGCCAGAUAUUACGUGUCCAGGCGACUGUUCGUUGCAGACAUGAUGAGAAUUUUCACUAACUGCAAGAUUUACAACUCGCCUGAAACGGAAUACUACCAGUGCGCCGUACAUCUGCAGCAGUACUUUCAAACGAAGAUGAAGGAACUAGGUUUGUGGGAUAAAUAGGUUGUUAGUUGUUUUAUACUUAUUGAAGAUGGCAGAUUUAGAUGUAUCUUUAUACAUCUAAUAUAUAUUAUAUUAUAUAUAAAUAUAUAUAUUUACA